UAUGCUUAGAGGAAACAAAGUUUAGAAUUCAUUUUGCUAAUCCAUCCCAUGCAUUAUUAGACCAACUUUAUAAAUGAAGAAACCAUUACUAUGGUUUAAUACUUAAUAUAAAGAAGAAGCAAGAGUAAAUUAUAAAGUUAAUUUUAGUUGGAAGACAUCAAAUUACCAUAAUCAGUCAUUACUUAAAAAUUGAAAUUCUUAGUUAAUAGAAAUGAUUUUAUUAAAGAAUUAAACAAUUUCUCUUUGCAUUCUAUUCAAUCCUAAUAUUAUUAGAAAUCUUUAUAUGAUAUCUCUCAUGUAAUAUUUUAUUUUACUAUUUUAGUUAAUUGAGUAUUCAUAAUAAAGUAAUUAAAUACAUAUUAAUGAAUAAGAAGCAUCUAUGUCUGGAUUAAAGUUAUUUCAAGUAUUCUCACCAGAAUAAAUACAAUUAUUGAAAUUUCAUUUCAAUUAACCUUAAAGUAUAACUAGUAUUUCAUUUCUUGAUGGUGCAAUCAAUCUAAUUAAGAAUGUUCAUUCAUUUUAAGAUAGUUUGUUUGUAAAUUUUGCAUCUAAUUUAUUUGAAUUGUUUUAUGAACCUCAAAAUAAUAAAAAGUCUAAAUAACAAGAUGAAAAAUUUAAAGAACUCUUUUAAGAAUUUGGAAUUGUAUUAUAUAAAUUUGAUUAUCUAUCAUAAUCUUAACCUUUAAAUAUUGCUAAAAUUAUAGGACAAUUAUAUGAUUUGAUGAUUACAAAUUCAAUUAAAUUGAAUGAUUUUACUCAUUAUCGUAAAACAGCUAAUAAUUUUAUUCAAAAAUAUUAUGGAAUUCAAUCACAUAAAAUGAUACAACCCAAUAUUGUUGACUAUAAGAAUAUAUUAUAUACAAUCUUUUUAAGUGAAAUCAGACCAGAAGCUUUGAUAUAAGAUGCAGUCAAUAGGUAAUUAAUUUAUUAUAUAAUUUUAGAUUUGCCAAUUCUGGAAUCUAAAGUGGUUCUAUUUCAUCAAAUAUUGAUAUCAUGAGUAUGAUGUUAUUACAUGGUGUCCCAUGUACUGAGAAUUUCCUUAAUAAACUUAAGAAUUCUAAAAGAUAGAGAUUAACUAUUGGAUAAUUAUAUGUUCUAUUAAAAUGUUAUGAACUUGCUAAGGUUCCAUUAUAUGAAUUCAGUUAAACCUUAUUUUUGGAGUAUUUUAAUAUUAUCAUUAUAUUAGUGUUGCUAGUUUCAUUUCUCAUGAUAAAUAAUUGUAAGAUGGGAAUUCAGUAUUAAUGUUAGCAAGAAUUUGCAAUGAAUUAUUUUCAAGUUCUUUCAUAACAUCAAAGGUUGCUUAAGAAAGAAGAAAUGAUAAGAUUCUGAAUUUUCUUGAAAGAAAUGUUUAAAGACACAUUGACUAACUUAACUUUAAUCAUUUACUUUUUAUUUCUAAUGUCUUUAAUAAACAUUUGAAAUAACCCACAUUCUUGAUCAAUUUACUUCAUGAUAAAUUGAAUGAAAUUAAACUAAAUGAAUCUUCACUUAGUUUAUAUAAUGAUUUCUUAGAAAUUACUUAUGAUUUCUUUAAAGAAUAAUAUACUCAUAUCAAAUAACAAGUAUUUGACUAUGGAAUUGCACCUUCAUAAGAAUAUCAAGCUGUAACUAAGACUUUUGUUGAAAAUUUAAUCCAAUUUCAAUUCACCAGCAUACUUGCCACAAACAUUCUAAAAGUCGUAUCCUUAUCAUGUAAACAACAAAACAAUUAACAAUAGGUUUUUAAUUUGAAAAAUCAAUCAUUUUAAAACUCAUAUCUAAACCUAGUUUAUUUUCAAAUGAUGUCAAUCUUUUGACUAAAGUUAUGAAAUUAUAUGAAAUUCCAAUCAAUUCUGAAAUCCUAAAUAUAAUCUUAAAUGGAAACAAAGAUGAUUAGAUUAUGACAAUUGAAUCAAUCUAUUAUGUAUGUUAAAUGAAUGGUUUUAAUUAAGAACAAUAAGCUUAAUUAAAAUAAUUUACAUAAGAUAUGAUUUAUACAUUAUUAGCAGAAAAUGAAUAAUUUUUAGUCGAAUAACGAUAAAUUGAUGAUUUCUUACAUACUUACUCUUCAUAAAUUAAUUAAUAAUCUUUUGAAUCUGUACAAUAUUUCCCAGAAAUAAUUAAUAAAUUACAGAUAUCUUUUGAUAAUGAAUAGAUUGCAAUCCUUAAUAAAUUAUAUGAAAGAACUUGUGUCCUAUGGCAUUCAGAUAUUUUAAUUAAGAAUUUGAUUUUAAUUGAUAAAAUGAAUGUAAAUAUUUCUAAUUUGAAUUUUAGAUUCUUAAUUAUUAGAUAUAUAUUAAAUCAGCUGAAAAUAUCCUUAGUUGCUUUGAUUUAGUAAAGGAUGGUACAGAAGUCUUACCAUCAGGUUUACUAGCAGAUAAAAAAGUCUAAAUGUCUCUAAUUAAAGCAUACUUAAAGUAAAUUAGUAAUUCUACACAUCACUAUAUGGAGAGUUUGAAAAUCAUAGGUUAUUUGGCAUUUCUGAAUAUUGAUUAGUUAAAUACAGAAGAUAUAAUGGUAUAAAAAUAUAAAUAUAUAUUUUAGUUACUUUGCAAAGCAAUAGGUAAUGUUAAAGAAUUAUACUUUUAUGAUUUUCAAAUUUACCUUGAAAAUUAUUUGACUUAAAACUAAUUACCUAAUGAAUCAAAUAUAAUUUAAUUUUGUUCAUACUUUCCUUUUAUUAAUCUGAAAGUUCGUUAAUAAUUAAUAGAAAAUUUUGAAAAAAAUAAAAUAUAACAAUUAUCUUUAGAAUUACUAAUGGCUUCUCAAAAUUAAUAGGUUGGUAUUAAUUAAAUUGAGUAAUUAUUUGAAUAAUUAAAUAAUUAAGAGAAAUUGAAAUAUAUCAAACCAAUUCUCUUAAAUUUAAUUUAAACUUGGGAUCUUAAAUGUUCAAUUGAUACAAUUAUAAGAUUUGCUGAAUAAUGUUAUGAUUAAUAAGAUUAAGAAUUUAAAUUCAUAUAUUUGGUAUUAGAAUUCCUUAAUAGAUCAAAAUCAUCAAUUAAAAUUACAUUAUCUUAAGAUGAAACCUAUUUUUAAUUGCAUUUUAAUUAAAAAGUAAUCGAUUCCACUUUUGAAACUAAAGUUUAAGAAUUAUUUAAUUGUAUUGAUCUCAAAGGACUUAAUAUAAAAACUACUAAAGAGAAUAUUAAUUAUUUCCCUUCAAUUACGACUGAAAUGAAUUAUAAUGAAUUGCCAAAAUAUAAAGUUUCAAUGGUUAAAAAACAAUUAAAAUCAAAGGAUGAUUUACCUGAAGGAAAAGAUUAACUUUCAUACUUCUUGAAAAAUACCAUAAAUAAUUUGUCUCUGUAACCUUAAUAUAAAUAUAUUGAUUCUCUAAUUUAAUUGAUGAUAUUGAAUGGAUUGGAAGUAUCAAAAUAUUUUGGAUAAAUUCCAAAAGAGAAUUAUACAAAAAGAAUUCAUAUGAUUAAGAAAGAUAAGAGAUAUUUAGAAUUUUUAGUGAAUAUGCAAACAAAUAUGGCAGAAAUGGAAAGUAAGUUCAGAUUUUAUAGUGGAGUUGAAGAAUCUUAACUUUCCCUAUUUAUUUGUUUAAAGAUUGAGAAUAUUGAAAAUCCAACUUAACUUCCAAUAUAUCUAUAAUAUGCAUCAAAAAAUAAUACUGUUAUAUCACCAAAUGGUUUGUCAUUAAAUCCUCUUGUUUUAUUAGAAUCUCUAGUUUUGUCUGAAAAAGGAUAAGUAUAUUUGAUUAAUUUUACAAAAUGGAUACAAAUUUAUCAAAAUAAAUAGAAACAAAAAGAAUUUUUUUAAAUGUUGAUCUAAUGA
This is a messenger RNA of Paramecium pentaurelia, 3759 nucleotides long. NCBI's taxonomy places the organism in Eukaryota, Ciliophora, Oligohymenophorea, Peniculida, Parameciidae. The record is from the annotation of a GenBank genome assembly.